AUGCUUUCAUUCAGUUGGAUCGUUGGCGCAACGCUGUUGCUGAGUUUUCAACAGAGCUCUUCGGCCUUACCCGCUGGAGGCAAUCCUCAUCAAGAAAAGCCGGCGCAUCUGCAGGCCCGUUACCGGAUAGUCGGCCAACCCCCGCCUCCAUGCAAGAACCACAUUUGCCCAUUGGCUCUUCGCAGUCGAUCAGAGCAGCCCGCAGGUUAUUCGACUGGCCAGGCCGACACGAGCUCAGAAACCCAGCACGAAGCCGCGCCCACUUACCAAGCCAAGCCUGACAAACCAGCAAACAGCAAGCCGACGUUCCAUGGCACGCACCAGACUGCCCCCAUCACCUGCGGCGACGGCACCAAGCCGCCGUGUGGACAAUCGCCGCCGCAAUCGGACACGCCGCACUUCCCCGGCACCCAUCAAACGGCUCCAAUCACCUGCGGCGACGGCACCAAGCCGCCUUGUGGCCAAGCAAAACCGGCUCCCGUUUUCCCAGGCACACAUCAAACUGCUCCUGUCACCUGUGGCGACGGCACCAAGCCACCUUGCGGCCAGGUCUCGCCACCAGUCAUUAUUCGUGAAACGGCACCUAUCGACUGCGGCGACGACACCAAGGGCCCGUGUGUGAUAACCGACCCCGGAAGAGAGCCUCCCCACCCCGAUCUUCUUCCUCACCCCUACGUUCCUCUCACCUGUGCCGACGGCUCCAAACCCCCAUGUGGACAGAUCCAAUCUUCCAGCGCACACUUCCCUGGCACCCAUCAAACUGCUCCAGUGACUUGCGGCGACGGCACCAAACCCCCGUGCCACUCUACCAACCAGGCCUAUUGA
Molecule: messenger RNA, 825 nt
Organism: Puccinia triticina
Lineage: Eukaryota; Fungi; Basidiomycota; Pucciniomycetes; Pucciniales; Pucciniaceae
Exons: 3
Coding region: 1-825 (274 amino acids)
Source: RefSeq, a predicted model, not a curated record